Molecule: messenger RNA, 196 nt
Organism: Prorocentrum cordatum
Lineage: Eukaryota; Dinophyceae; Prorocentrales; Prorocentraceae
Source: the annotation of a GenBank genome assembly
GAUCGUGGAGCCAGUGCGGGGCAGGAACUGCCAGCACCUGCAGUGCUUCAGCCUCGAGGCGUACCUGACCAGCAACCGGCAGAUGAGGGCGUUCAACAACCGCUGGGCUUGCCCGUCGGUUCCAGACGGCGUCGAGGAGGCCGUGCUCUCGCCAGACGGCAAGUUCACUUAUCGUGAGAGGCUUACGCCGUUCUGA